AUGUCUCAACGACAAGAUUCCGAGGAGCUUGCAUCCCAGGUUCAGAAGAGACUGAUGGCGUUACAAGUACGUUUCGAGGAGGACGUCUUUGUAAGCAUACCUGCGAAGAUAAGUCGUAUUCAGACUCUCUUGGAGACAAGCCCCUAUCUGCAGCCCGCAUACAUUACCGAGUUCUCUGCCAACGUUGCUACGCUCCUGAAGAGUGCGUACCCUACAGCAGAAAACCCGGCUGGUGACACAAAGGGCCUGGUCAAGGAGCUCUCUAUUUGUCCGGUCACCAUCAUUGAAACCCAAACUCUUUUGACGAGCGAAAUGAACGCUGUCCAGCGACUCAUUGCGCGCAUUAUGUUUAACCUCGUCUAUCUUGGGACGCGAGACGAGUUUCGCUUGGAGAGCGAGAGUAUCAUCGACCAGGCCACAACGCAGUGUGGCAACCUGCACUCUAGUAUUACCGCCCUGCUUCAGCGGGCGACGCACUAUCAGAUCACAAGGGGAGCAUUUGUGGCGAAGCUCAAGAAAACGGGGCUCUUUGAUUUCGCAAAGUCCAUUACCGAGAUCGACACGAGCCUCCUGUCGCAGUAUGCGGCGGACUUGCGUACGAUCCAGAGCGGCAUGCACCUGGCGGCGUAUGCGCUUGUGCGGCUGUUCCGGGACCAACGCGUCCGAGUUGGGAGUGAAUGA
Giardia duodenalis is the source of this 681-nucleotide messenger RNA. RefSeq lists its product as uncharacterized. Lineage: Eukaryota; Fornicata; Diplomonadida; Hexamitidae. The coding region runs from base 1 to 681 and encodes 226 amino acids. The transcript has a single exon. The record is from RefSeq and is a predicted model, not a curated record. Gene Ontology annotation, cellular component: proteasome activator complex.